UCUGUGUUACAGCUGUAGUAUCUGAACUUAUGCACUAACACAACACCACACUCACACCACACACACGCACACCACUAGUGCACAAGUUAGACCCUAGAACUAUACACACAGCACACAUAAUUUGGGUGUCUCUAGAAGCUAGUAGUUGUGGUACAUAUGUGUGGAGGGGAUUUUAUUGUGGAACAGUGUUCCCGGUGAGACAUCCCAAAAUUCGUCCCAGCAGGGAUCGAACCCAGGACGGGUAGCUAGGCCACUGCCUAUCGCUACCACCGCGCUAGCAGCGCGUUCUCGAGAUGGACGGAUUGAACAUGGCUGCACCUGCUGCAUUCCUCCUCUUCCUCAUGCUCGCUCUCGCCGGAGCAGCCUCUGCUGCCGAAUACGACCGACCUGCCCUUCUCGUGGUGAACCUUACAGGGCACGGCCCCGUCGACGACAAGAUCUCCGUGGGCGUGGAGAUCCACGACGUCGGAAUCGGCGGCUUCGCCAACGGGCGCGGCCACUGGCAGUCCUUCCCAGGCCACGACCGCCUGUUCCCGGGCUCCACGCCCCUCCCGUUCGGCAACAGCUACGACGACCUCAUCGGCGGCCUCGCCAACCUGCCGGACGUGCCGCUGGGGCGGGAAGCCCUGCAGCAGGCCGCCCGGGUGCUCUCCGCCUACGACCUGGCUACCACCACAGACUUCGAGCCGCUCAAGCGGGCGCUGGCGUCGCUCAAGGUGAUGCUAUCCGAGGCCCAGCGGCUGCAGCCCAUCUACGAGACUGUCAGCAGCGGCUGGGAGAGCGGAGCCCGCGUCAAGCCCGAGCAUCUGCCCUACAUCGAGCACUGGGACACCAUGUCCUACGAGAUCCUCCGCGCCAACCGGACGGGUAAGUGGGGCGGGCCCUUCACCGACAUGCUAGAGAAGAGCGCCAACAUCCGCAGCAUGGACGAGGCGCUCGCCGUGGUCAAGCUGCUGCGGAAUCCCAGCUUCGAGGAGGUGCUCAUGGCUCACGCCACCAUCAUCAGCCUUGAGUAAACUUGCAUGGAUGCAUCUGGCCUGAACUUUCAUUAGAUAGAUUGUGCUCCCGGCCUCUCGAGUCCAUGUCCUUUCAAUGUUUCUCUUGUUAUUAGUUUAACAUGCAUCUGGUUGGUUUCUGUAUCUCUUCCAGCUUCCUUGAAUCAGAGUCCCCUAUAGUUUUUGUUUAGUUCACGUUUGGGGUAUCCACAAAGUGCUUGCUUAUGUUUCGGCUCGAAAUCUCAAGUUUACUCAACUUUUUUCACGAAAUGCAAACA
Messenger RNA from Lolium perenne, 1273 nucleotides. RefSeq names its product 60 kDa jasmonate-induced protein-like. Gene Ontology annotation, molecular function: rRNA N-glycosylase activity. The record is from RefSeq and is a predicted model, not a curated record. Lineage: Eukaryota; Viridiplantae; Streptophyta; Magnoliopsida; Poales; Poaceae. Gene Ontology annotation, biological process: negative regulation of translation.